Molecule: messenger RNA, 1809 nt
Organism: Conger conger (European conger)
Lineage: Eukaryota; Metazoa; Chordata; Actinopteri; Anguilliformes; Congridae
Product: claudin-15-like
Exons: 5
Coding region: 128-802 (224 amino acids)
Biological process (GO): cell adhesion; bicellular tight junction assembly
Cellular component (GO): bicellular tight junction; plasma membrane
Molecular function (GO): structural molecule activity
Source: RefSeq, a predicted model, not a curated record
GAAAGUUGAGGCUGACCAGAGAAGGGUAUCUAUUAGGGGGUUUUCUAAAAGAGGGUAGAGGCAAGCUAUUGUUUAAUACAGUAGCCCUAUAUCAAUAAAACACAUUUACGAAGGAAAUAAAGAAAGUAUGAACUCCAUUGUAGAAGUUGUAGCUUUUCUUCUUGGUUUUUUGGGGUGGGUUAUGGUUGGCGUUGCUUUACCGAAUCGUUACUGGAAGGUGUCCACAGUGGAUGGGAAUGUUAUAACUACUUCAACAAUCUACGAGAAUUUGUGGAUGUCUUGCGCUACCGAUUCAACGGGUGUUCAUAAUUGCCGUGACUUUCCAUCACUCCUUGCUCUUUCUGGGUAUAUUCAGGCGUCUCGCGCUUUGAUGAUUGCAGCUAUAGUGAUGGGGAGUUUCGGGAUCGUUGCGACUCUUGUGGGAAUGCAGUGCUCUAAGGCUGGAGGAGAAAAUUACGUGUUGAAAGGCAGAAUUGCGGGAGUGGGAGGCAUAUGCUUCCUUCUCCAAGGUCUGUGCACUAUGAUUGCUGUGUCUUGGUACGCAUUCAACAUCACCCAGGAAUUCUUUGAUCCAUUCUAUCCAGGGACGAAGUAUGAAAUUGGUGAAGGCCUGUAUAUUGGCUGGUGCUCAGCCACUCUGGCCAUCUGUGGGGGAUGUUGUCUGAUGUGUGCCUGCAAAGUCGGAAUGACUGAGAAAGUGCCUUACCCCUUGCCUUACCAGGCCUCCAGAGGCACGGUGUAUUCAGGAAUUGCCCCAUCACAAGUGGCUCCCAGCCAAUAUGGCAGGAAUGCAUAUGUCUGAUGUGGAAGAGGCGGAACUUCAAGCAUAAAGGGUCAAACCCAACUCCUCAUCAUCAGAACAAAAGCAGACUGAUCAGCAAACACCAAAGAGCUAUCCUGGAAACUGGCCAGCCCAGACUCCAUGAUGAGAAUACUUCCAUCCCACUUGAAAUUGUCACACUGUUGAUAAACAAGUAAUAAGCAUUUGACAUAUGCAGUCUAGUAUGUUUCAAAUGUCUAGCUUGAGGAUAUUGUGUAUGUAUGACUAAAGUAUUUGUUUUUUUAAAUGUCAUAAAACAUUUAGAUGAAAAACAAGUCCCUCAAAAUAAAUCCAGUAAAUAGAAAUGAGGACCCUGGCCCUCUUUGGGCGAGAAGUCUUAGUUUUAAAAGAAGACAAUGAUGCUUGAAAGGUCUUGACUUUUAUAUUGGUUUAUAAUGCAUCAGCAAAGUGAGGUUAGAUGUAUAUAGAAAUGAACAGUAUAAUAUAGGUGGCUGAAGCUCUUAAAAUAAAAAUUUUAAUGAUCGGACACUUACCUAACAUUCUCAAAAUACUGCCUUAACAGCAGCUCCCCACAGCAAUACAUGACAGCCUGGAUUCACCAUAAUGGUUAACAAUACCAUUAUGGUUCAAGGAGAGAUUUCAGGGAUGUUAAAAAUGUCUGUUAGAUUAUUGUUUUAUAUUUGAUGUUCAAACUCAUAUUUAAACAUUAUGCUGCCCUCAAUAUAUUAUGAAGGAAGGUACCGUACUUUGAUUUUGAAAUUGCCUGGAGAUCAAUUAAUUUGACAUUUACAUAAAAUGUUUAUUGCACAUCAUUUUUUAUCUCAAUGAAAUCUUGUUUUUAAUAUAUGUAUAUUUCUGUAAUUUCUGUUAUUCAAUGCACACAUCUCUAGUAUCUAGACAAUGAAGAUGAAGGUCAAAAAACUCACUCAAACUGUAAAGAUUUUUAAAUAUUUAAAAUUGAUAUUUGUAUUUUUUUCUUUUUAUACAUGUUUAUAUGGAUCUGAAAUAAAUAUGUUUAUUAAACAACA